ACAGCAUGUUUACCAUAAUUUCAGGACUGCCCGUGUAUGUUUGGCGGAAUCAAUCGCCCCAAUGUACAGCCACCACUCUCCGUGGACUUUGAACAAGGAAUCAUCUUCAUCCUCAUCACAGUAUUCAGACAAUUUUCUUUUAUUUCUCGAGCGGAAUUUUGACAACCUGAUUUUAUAAUCAGUCAGAUCAGAAUUGGUGGAUGAUUCAUAUCUCCGUAUCUACCCUGGAUUAACUUGACACGUUCUCACUUCAAAAUCGGAAUAUUUUGGAAUUGAACCUAUAGCAUCCGAAUAGCAACGGAGGAAGGACGUGGGUGUUGAAACACUUUUGUGUCUGAAACUUCCUUUGUACAGCCUUCAUCUUUUUGGAUCUUGUGUAAACUUGACUCUUUGGAAAUCCCGACGAAUUAUCAAUAUGGAAAUAGAAAAUGAUGCGAUAGGAGAAGUUGGGUGUCAUCUAACAUGGCCAGAACUUCUUAAAAUAACUCAGGAACAGCUUGAACGGUCCUGGAACUCACUUGAAACGCGGAAGGUAGAAUUUUCUGAGCUGCCGACAUAUUAUUGCUCCAUCAAAAACCUUCAGGGGUUCAUCUUGUAUUCACUGAAUGAUCAGAAAACAGCUGAAGAAAAGUUUGAUGAAAUCAUGGAGUUGGACCCUAACAACAUCAUCGCAACUGGAAACCUGGCAGUUCUCUAUAGGCGCCAGUCCAAAUUGAAACUUUUCCAUGAAUUCAUAAAGAAGUUACAGAAGCUACUGUCUGAUCGAGACCCUGUAUAUCUCGCUCGUGCGUAUGCUGAUCGCGCCCAUGCGAUUCGCCACUUUGAACAGGACGUUCGUCCUUUCAGUUACACGGCCUUCAUUAAGAAGGCAGUCGAGAUCGGAGCUGAGACCGACGUCCCAGAAAAGGCUGAAUGGAUUUUCGACUACGGCCUCGCUCUUUACCGCAGAGACAGUCAGCUAGUUGCAGGACAAGCAGCAAUGGCAGUGACAGAACCCAGCUUCAAGGAAGCCAUCGUGUGCUUUGCCUCUGUCACAGAAAUGGUGGAUGCUCCACCGGCCUAUCGCGCCCUCUCCUGGGUGUUUAUGGGAAUUCUCUUACGGACUAAGACAUCAAGAUCCCUUGGACAGGCCUUACUCGAUACUACUCACCUCCAUUCAUAUACGUCAAUGGACUGUUAUGAGCAGGCACUGUCACUGCAGCCUGAUCAUCACAUUGUGCUACGGAGAGUUGCCUCUGAACUGACCUUGAUGAAGCAGUUCGACCGUGCAGAGAAAAUGUUCCAAAAGUCAAUUGAAAAGGAAGCUUCGUGGUUCGGACAUCGCCACUUAGGUUUGCUAUACCUAGCUAUGUACGAGGAUGAUUAUGGUAAUGAUUCGAAAGUAACAUCGGAACAACUCAGUCUACUAGCGAAGGCUCAAGAGCAAUUUCAGACAGCACUGAAAUUCAAGCAGGUCCACGCAGAUCAUUCUGAUCUAGGUUACAUAGCCUUUCUCAGAGGUGAUUACGACACAGCCGUUCAAGAAUUCAGUCUUGCAGUGCGGUCUAGCCAUGACGACAAUUUCGACAUCGUCGAAACACACUCACGGUGGGCACGGUGCCUCAAGAAAAUGGGCGAAGAAGAGGGCGCCCUUCUGCAGCUUUCAGAAGUUCAGAAAGCCCAGAAGAGACUGCAGAAGCAGGUUGAAAUCUUACGAAACAUCUUUACGCACAAUCACGGCAUCAAUUGCUGUGGUUUUGAAUGCGACUUAUCACGAUUUGACUACUGCUCUUCCGAACGACAAGGAUUCGUGAACAUUUUAUCCGAGAAUCAAUGUGCUUACAUCAAUCCUCUUUCACCUCUUCUGCACCGUCAACCCAGCUCGUACAAGUUUGAUUUCUUCGUCAGCUUCACCCACAUCGACCACAAAUGGACAGUCUCGUUCGUGAAGAGACUGGAAAAGGAUUUCGACGUCCGAGGUUGCAUCCGCUACCGUGAUUACGCGUACGGUGCGACCAUCGCAGAAAACAUCGCAGAGAACAUCGACGAAUCAUAUCGGAUAAUUCUGAUCUUGAGUCCCGAUUCGCUCAGGGAUCACUGGUGCCGUUAUGAGCUUCAGAGAGCGCACAUCGAAACCCUGAAGAGAAGGUGCAUCGUACCUGUACUUUUGCGGACGUGCAAACUACCCCGAGAAGUCGAGAAUCUCACGCACAUCAAGUGUAACCGGGGCCAGUUUGCAUUGGAGGACUGGUAUCGGCUUCGAGAAACUCUUCGACAAGACGAAAAGAAGACCAAGAUGAACUUGGACAGUUGACUAUCUGUACCAGCAUCUCAUACUGAGAUGGGAUCAGAAAUUAAAUCUGGUAUGAAAAAAAUUCCUGUCAAAUUGAAAAGGACGUUGCGCAGAUAUGUUAUGCAUUAACGUUGGUAACUUUCUCAAUUUCUUUGUCGUAUAGGUUUAAAAACAAUAAUUAGAAAAAUAUAGCAUCCUUGUAGUCAGAUAACCAUGACAACAAUAAUAAGCCAUUAUUUCCGUGUUUUUGACUGCAUAAUUAUACUCAAGAAUCGCUUGCCAACGCCAUUUAACCAGUUCACAGACAUAGGUCAAAAAGAGAAAACACAAAUUACAGUUUCCAAUCCACCAGUCAAUGAAUCCUCACUUUACUUUGCCACUACUUUAAGCAUGUUCAUCCAAGUCGUGGAAUCAUUUUGCCCGGCCCCCGCCCCCCCCCCCCGGAUGUAUAUUCAAAAUCAAUCUUUAUUCGAUUUGUAGUAUUUUAAAUGCAUUCGAAAACACACACACCCUGUAUGAAUGGAGGUACUUAGAAAUUUGGCUAUCUGAAUUUUGAGAGGAUUUCUUUUAAUUUUGACUUUCCGAAAUUUGUAAGGAGGUUAAAUGCAGCUUUACCUCCCGCCCGACCCUUCAUUAUUAUAUCUGAUUCUGAUAGCCCCUAUCCCCAUUGAUUGCAUAUAGCCGUAAAGGGUAGACCCACAAUGUAUACGUGAUAUAGGCAGAAGUGUUAUAGCUCUGAUUGGUAUUAACAGUAAGCAUUCCAUCCAUUAAUAGGGAGUUUUAAUUCACACCGCUACUCAGAACGAAUCCUCGAACACAACAUUGAAAAUGCAAUUUGAAUUACAAUGAAAAAAUGGGAGGUCUUUGUCGAAAAAUGGUGAAGAGUAGUUUUGUUUUACGUUUGGGAGCUGACGAAAAAUUGCACAUAAUGUCGUUUGUCCAGAGUCCAGGACGAAACUGCUGUUUCGAUCCACCAACCCUCGACAAAGACUUCGUUGUCAUGAAUGAUAUUUGACAAUAGAUUCUCUAUGUUCUUGAAAGCGUUCUGUGUGGAGGGUGCGAAAAUUCCGUGAUUAAUCUACACUAAUGGGUUGAAUAUUUCACCCUUUAACUGUCACACUGGAAGCUCUUUCGAAGGCUAAACUUUUCACUAAAAAUAUGCCUUUUCCACCUUUAUGAGUUGUACAGGCGGCUACAUUCUACACCAUGAAGGGGGUUCAUGUAGAGUUGAACCGUCUACAAUUGGUCAAAAUCUGCAGCCUUUGAAUGCAAAAUCUCUGCACCAUUGAACUCUGCAGAGUUCCAGCAUUUAGGGUGCAAACAAGACAAAAGGGAUGUAUAUUUUCAUGUGGUUGCACGAUAUUACACCAAAAUGUGCCACCAUUGUGGCAUGGGGUGCAGAUUUAACCUAACACGAGUUAUCAGAGUUAUUUUAAAUAUGAAAUAAUAAGAUUUUCAUGAAUGUGCUCCCAGUUCUUAGUAAUUCGAAGCAAUUUCAUAUGUUUAUAUUGUACAUGUAUAGAUAUCUAUUUUUUUCAUGAAAAUAGAUCUAAAUUCUCUAAUAUUUGUUUAUCUAAGACAUCACAUGAUUAUCAUGAUAAUGAUAACUUAUAUUUGAGAUGAACAUAUAUAUAUAUAUAUAUAUAUAUAGACACAUUUAUUUGCAGCGAAAUUUUAUGUAUUCUCAUUUUUUACAGAGUGACAAGAUAACAGAAUGUUCAUUCGAUGUGUGCCUUUAUAAUUGAUAAUUAAAAAAAAAAUAUGUUUAACGCUAAAUGAAUCGGUAAAAAAAUAUGGUACUUUAUUUUGAUGAAAGGAUAUUCACAACGUUUAAAAAAAAUUAAUAUGUAUAUUAUUACUUAAGUUGUAUACUCAAAAUUACCCUUUCCUGCAUGGUGGGAGUAAUUGAAUAUAGAUUCGAAAAUUCUCGGGGAUUUUCUCUUCCUCUUAAGUAGAAGUGUAAUAGCAUUGGUAAUAUCUUCAUAACAUAAUAGCAAAUUGUUUUCGAUUGGAUAUUUUAUUAGAAAAUGAACAUGGUUUCUAUUUAUUACAUAUUCUGACUAUCAAUAUUACUAAGACGCUCUUUACUUUGUAUAACUUUAGACUGUGUACAGUGAUGUGGUGCAUUUGUUCCGGGGGCACUGUAAGGUGGCCUCCAUGCUUGGACUUUCAAAAUGGACCCUAAAAAAAAGCAUCCACCGAUCUCCAUGAUCUCAGAGUACCCUAAACAAGUAUUUGUCAUGUUUUCUUACCCUGAAUAAUGCCUUAUAUAUUUUGUUUUCAUGAAAGGGGUGAAAAGUAAUUUAUUUUGACACCAUUUUCACUGUAGGCCUACACACGUACAUGGAGUCGGUUUCGUUGGUUUGCCCGGCUGCAUCAUUUAGCUUGAGGACGGUUGCUUCCUGUACAAGUAUUUUUUUAUUUCAAAAAGACAAAAUAGCGUGACAGAGUGUAAAAGAGUUCUGCCCUUUUAUAAUGAAAAAAAAACACCGCUCUCAAAUAUCAUGUCAAGAGGUUUUAUAUUUCCGGUAUUUUUCCUCACUUUCAUUUUCGAAAUCAUAUUAAAUUAACAGAAGCCUAAAAAAAUGGCAUACAAAGUGACAAUUGACAAUUACUUUUUAUUACGAAUUUGUGUCAUGUUAAGUCGAAAGGAAUUAAUUCUGAUAACUAGGAAAAUGAGUAAUGUUAGUCCAACCUCGGACGAAUAAUUCCCGCUAUACUUACUCAAAGCCUGGUAUAUUUGUAUAAUAUAUUCCAUAAUAAAUGUGAGAUCUUUGCUUUA
This is a messenger RNA of Lytechinus pictus (painted urchin), 5054 nucleotides long. RefSeq lists its product as uncharacterized. Gene Ontology annotation, biological process: signal transduction. Lineage: Eukaryota; Metazoa; Echinodermata; Echinoidea; Temnopleuroida; Toxopneustidae. The record is from RefSeq and is a predicted model, not a curated record. The coding region runs from base 416 to 2293 and encodes 625 amino acids. The transcript has 2 exons. Gene Ontology annotation, molecular function: protein binding.